Molecule: messenger RNA, 1138 nt
Organism: Aspergillus pseudonomiae
Lineage: Eukaryota; Fungi; Ascomycota; Eurotiomycetes; Eurotiales; Aspergillaceae
Product: aldo/keto reductase
Exons: 1
Coding region: 1-1032 (343 amino acids)
Source: RefSeq, a predicted model, not a curated record
AUGAAGUACGUACGCCUCGGAACCAGCGGACUCAAAGUCUCCCCCAUCUGUGUGGGCUGCAUGAGCUUCGGCACCCCGGGAAAGCCCUUGGAAUGGACGAUCCCGGAAGAAGAAGCCCUCCCCGUGCUUGACCACUGCUACCGGUCGGGCCUCAACUUCUACGACACGGCCAAUGUCUACUCCAACGGCGAGUCGGAGGUCAUUCUCGGAAAGGCGAUCAAACAGUACAACUGGAGCCGCGAGAGCAUCGUCAUCGCCACCAAGGUGUGGGCGCCUGUCGGACGGGACUCAGUGAGAGCACUCGGCAUGUCCCACGAGGAGCGGGAUAACAACGGAUACCUGAACCAGUAUGGACUAAGUCGCAAACAUAUCUUCGACAGCAUCGAUGCAAGUUUGAAGAGGCUCGAUCUGCCGUACGUCGACCUGUUGCAGAUCCAUCGCUUUGACCCCAACACGUCGCCCAAGGAGACGAUGGAGGCGCUCCACGAUGUCGUCAAGUCCGGCAAAGUCCGGUAUAUUGGUGCUUCGUCGAUGUUCGCGCACCAGCUGCUGGAGUAUCAGUACACGGCCCGUAUGAAUGGGUGGACGGAGUUUAUCACCAUGCAGAAUUUGUAUAAUGCUAGCUAUCGCGAGGAAGAGCGAGAGAUGUUCCCGGCUCUAGAAAAGUUCGGCAUGGGCUGUAUUCCCUGGAGCCCUAUUGCUAUGGGGCUUUUGGCAAGGCCGUGGAAGAGCAGCAGCACUGCUCGUGGGGAGUCGAUGAAAGGGGGGUUCUUCGGUAACGCUCUCAGUGACGCGGAUAAGAGGAUUAAUGAGAAGAUUGAGGAGAUUGCGGCUAAUCGUGGGGUUUCAAUGGCUACGGUUGCGCUUGCUUGGGUGUUGUCGAAGCCCUUCAUUACCUCGCCGAUCGUUGGAAUGAGCAAAAAGGAGCGAGUAGACGAGGCUAUUCAGUCUAUUGAUUUCAAGCUCAGCGAAGAGGAGAUCAAGAGUAUUGAUGACUUGUACGAACCGAGGAAGAUUAUGGGGCACAGCUGAAUGGGCCAACAUACUUAUCUCAAGCUCGCCCAAGGUCCGUCGACAUCAGCCAACGGGUGCUCGCUCGAGAUGUUCGGGUACUUGCUAAGGAAACGGGGAAGGGACC